AUGCUUGUUGCUUUCAACUUUCUGCCUCAAGCUCGAAAGGGUUGCAUCAAAAUUUGCGAAAUCCUCAUUGUAACCGCGCCGCUCCAGCUGUGGAAAGUUGGUGUAAACGAAAACGGAGGUGAAGCACAAACACUGAAGAACAAAGCGGAAGCAGAAAAGCUUCUCAAUAUUGCAAACGCUAUGAUGAACAUGGAAGGGAUGUUAGAGGCAGCCGAAAGCCCCCCUCCAGACUCAAUAAAACUCGAUGAGGAAAAGAAAAAAAUACUAGACAAGAAGAAUCCCAUACCUGGACCCCAUCAUCCAACGUACCUCACAAUGAUCAAGGGAGCAGUGCUCGCCUUGAAUGAGGGCAAGGGAGCGAGCAAGUCAGCUAUCUUGAAAUAUCUGGCGCAGCACUACCAACUGGGGGAGAAUCUUCCAAAGGCA
Messenger RNA from Strongylus vulgaris, 426 nucleotides. The record is from the annotation of a GenBank genome assembly. Lineage: Eukaryota; Metazoa; Nematoda; Chromadorea; Rhabditida; Strongylidae.